ACUGUCAACAUACUGUGACUGAAUGACAAAUGUCAUUGUCAACAAUGCUCUCUCUCUCUCUCUCUUCAAUUGCAUUGACUUUUGUUGCUCAUCAAUAAGUAUUCGGAGCGUAGUGGUAUUCCGAUUGUGUAUUAAAAGCAAGGAAAAUUCCUACAAAUUUUUAUCACUGAUUGAAUUCUUUCGGAAAAACCAACAAUUACACAGGUGGUUUGAAACGCGCCUGAAUCACAAUGUCAAUGUUCAGUGGUUUUGUGUCAACCUUGCGGCAAUUCGUUGUCAAAACACCACAGAUACAGCCAGUUCGAUAUCGGUAUUAUGCCGAAAAGAAACCAUUUAUCCGGCGUUAUGGAUAUGAAGAUAAUUUGGGUCGCAGUGGCUUAUUACCUCACUAUGGAGACAAGCGGAUUAUGUCAUUCCCUCAAUACAAACCAAAAAAUUCAUGGAAUGAGAAACGAUCCUUGUUCGGUCAAAAUGACUACAUUGAUAUUUUAGGCAAUGACAACUUGCAUCCAUCUCGCGUUCUGUAUAAUCUGCCAGCGUGGAUCCGUGGUGCCCAAGGCGAUGAAUACAAGAUGCUGUUACGUAAACGACGUGUGUUUAGUCAAUCGCUGUUCCCAAUUGCUCGGCCGUCCAAGUGGCGAGAUCUCAACAAACGCAUUAAAUACCUGUACAAAUUCUUGAAUCAAAAGACGAAAACACCAAUGGGUAAAGAUUAAGCGUUUUGUUGAUCAAAAGAAACCGUUUUUUAUUAGCAUUUUGAAACCAAUAAAAUCGAAAACUGUUUUCUCGAGCAAAA
Molecule: messenger RNA, 796 nt
Organism: Sitodiplosis mosellana (orange wheat blossom midge)
Lineage: Eukaryota; Metazoa; Arthropoda; Insecta; Diptera; Cecidomyiidae
Gene: mRpL51
Product: 39S ribosomal protein L51, mitochondrial
Exons: 3
Coding region: 231-716 (161 amino acids)
Biological process (GO): translation
Cellular component (GO): mitochondrial large ribosomal subunit
Molecular function (GO): structural constituent of ribosome
Source: RefSeq, a predicted model, not a curated record